Messenger RNA from Fusarium redolens, 279 nucleotides. RefSeq lists its product as uncharacterized. The coding region runs from base 1 to 279 and encodes 92 amino acids. The record is from RefSeq and is a predicted model, not a curated record. NCBI's taxonomy places the organism in Eukaryota, Fungi, Ascomycota, Sordariomycetes, Hypocreales, Nectriaceae. The transcript has 3 exons. Gene Ontology annotation, cellular component: membrane.
AUGGGCGCUAUUUCUGCCGUCUUCCUUAUCCUCAUCACGAUUUUCUUCCCUCCCAUCGGCGUCUGGGCCGUUGCAGGAUAUCUAUUCAUCAACAUCUGCUUGACCCUUCUUGGCUUCCUUCCAGGUCAUAUCCAUGCCUUCUACCUUGAGUACAUCUACUACGAUCGCCGAGAACAGGCACGCGAGGGCCGUUUUGCGACAGGACCUGCGCCUGGCAUUUACUCGGAUAACGUGCAGACUGGCGGUCAGGGCUAUGGAACAAUGGGACGCGCAGCAUAG